Knipowitschia caucasica is the source of this 1932-nucleotide messenger RNA. The record is from the annotation of a GenBank genome assembly. NCBI's taxonomy places the organism in Eukaryota, Metazoa, Chordata, Actinopteri, Gobiiformes, Gobiidae.
AUGCGCGCGCAGUGCAUUAUGGGAGUCCAAGUUCCCGGAUGUCCGACCUCGAGAAUGCUGAAGACGGAGAAAAAUUUGAACCGCGAAAUGGAAGAAAGAACAUCUAGGGAGGCUGAACCGUCUGUUGCCUCUGCGGUACAAGCGCUAGUCGCUGUCCUGCAGAGGCAUGUCCAGCCGAGUCUCGAAAGCGCAGGUCAGGGACAGGCUCCUAAUCCUCAGGUCACGUCAGUACAGCCACGUGAAAGAAUCCAGGGUCCAGCCGUUCAGCAUGAGAUGGCCAGAUCUUUUCCUGGAUUUUUCCAGAAGAAAAGUUGUCUAGGAAAAAGACGCUUCCAGUGCUCCAAAAAUGUGCCAAAGCAACCAAAGCAUUUUUCAUGCACUGUCUACCUGCUGCAGAAAAAUGCACAAUUCACACCAAGUCCAUCAGGUGAAAUGCAAUUGGCACUGGCUGGACUUGGUAAGCGUCAAGUGGACAUUAUAGAGUCUAUGGACCAUAAUCAAGUGUCCAUUGUGCUGGGGGAAACAUUCAGCAAAUUCAAGAAUGUGUCUGGGGGAUGGGUCGUCAAAAAAGCACUAGGUGGUCAUGGAAGAAGAAGUCUGACGGUUGUCCCUCCAAGCCAUGAGGGUUACACAGGAGCUCAACUUAAAUCUACCACCUUUAAUGGCAAAACAGCUCUUUUUGUUGUCCCUCUGCAAGAGGAGCUGGACAUGAAGCCAUUACCCUCAGAUGCAGAAGAGUACAAAUUGAUGCCGAAAGCUACAUGCAAGUCAUGCAUGCAAGAAAUGCCACUACAACUAUUGACGAAUCAUGUGGAAAGUUGCACAGAAGACUUGAUACAUGUUUCAGAAUCUGAGACGUUGUCUGAUGGGAAAGAAGAUGAUAUGGAAAACUAUUCAUCUGAAGCUGAAACUUCAUUCCAACCACUCAAUGUGGCUAAAGCAGCAUGUCCAAUUUGUCACAAGAUGUUUCCAGAAUCAGAACUUCUGAACCAUGCAAGCACCUGUGGUGACACUGGUUUUGAAAACAGUGUCCCCAUCCCCUCGGCAGACUUGUUGGAGGUGGAUAAAAUAUCCUGUGAAGAGGAUGUCCUGCGUUGGCUGGUUACUCAGCUGGACCGUAGUAAGGAGUUCCACCUGUGUAUUUCACGAGAAAACUUGUUGGAACGAGGCAUAAUGCAAUGGCAACGCCAGAAGAAAGCUUCGCCAUUAAACCCUCUGAAAGUCAGCUUUCUUGGGGAGGCAGGAGUUGACACUGGCGCUUUAAGGCUUGAGUUCCUCACAGAAAUGGUUGCUGGUUUGGAAGAGCGCCUAUUUGUAGGAGAGAACAAGAAAGGAAAAAUUCCAAAAUAUUCAAUGAGUGACCUGCACAAUGGUCUUUUUAGAGUUGCAGGGCAAGUGUUUGCUGCAAGUCUGGCCCAGGGGGGACCAGCACCAAAGUUUUUGCAAGAGUGGUGCUUCAGUUUCUUGGCAACUGGAUGCAUCACUGUAGAUAAGAAGGAGGAAAUAAUCAGAGCCAUUCUGAUGCAUGCAACCAUGCAACGCACCCCAAUGCUUAAUGACUUGAGAGAGGGACUCAAUUUGUACAAUUUCAUGUCAGUCCUGCAGCAAAAAACAGAGCACUGCCGUGGCCUUUUUGUCUUUGAUAAUGAUGAUAAGGUGGAUGCACAUUACAUCAUUUCUAACCUUGACCCACAAAUGAGUGAAGAGGGUACCUUGAAGCACAGCAAAGAAAUCCACAUCUUGAAUUGCCUUCAGGACUUUCUGAAUGAGAUUGAGGAUGAGCCAUUGUGCAAUGAAGAUCAGCCAACUGUUGCCAAAAUAAUGCAGUGGCUUACUGGACAGUCACAUCGUCACCUCCUGCUCUCAGACAGACGUCGCUUCAAAAUUUAUGUCCAUUUCAAUCACAACUGCCAGAUGUCGCCGUUCAUGUGA